GAUGCCCGUUGGUUUUAGGUUUGGACGACAUAAGCGACACGAAAUAUGAGCGGUUUCAAUGUGAAAAACCGCUCGCCGAUGGGCGACUUCUGAUUGCCCAACUUAGUCAACCAUAGGAUGGUCCUAUCCACGCUAAGAUGUGGCCACGCCAUCGCCCGUUACCAGUAAAAUCAUCAAAUGAUGGAAGUAUAGAGGCUUAAACGGUUCCGUGGCAUAUCCGAAGCAGGUCUCGGAAAUGGAUGAGAUGGGUGUCACCCGCUCGACGGCACAUCAACUUGGACGGUGACAGAUGUUAAUAAGACUUCGCUGGGUGGACUUGCAUUGCCGUCGCAGCCAUGGAACAACCGGUUUUGUUUCUCCUUUUCUCCGCCCUCUUCCUAUUCAGAUUGUUUGAAGCGUUUGGGCAAGAUUUUUCUACGCCACCACGAGGUUGGAAUUCUUAUGAUUCCUUUUCUUGGAUUAUUGAUGAAGAAGCAUUCCUUGACAAUGCACAGGUUGUGUCCAGCAGGCUGCUUUCUUCUGGAUAUGAGUAUGUUGUCAUAGACUAUUUGUGGUAUCGGAAGAAUGUUAAGGGAUCGUCAUCAGAUUCUUAUGGCUAUGAUAACAUUGAUGAGUGGGGACGAUUAGUUCCUGAUCCUGAAAGGUGGCCAUCAUCUAGGAAUGGAAAAGGGUUUAAGGAAGUUGCCCAAAAGGUGCAUGACAUGGGUUUAAAGUUUGGGAUUCAUCUAAUGAGAGGAAUAAGUCUAGAAGCAGUUAAUGCCAACACAAAAAUCUUGGAUGUUGCCACGGGACUUCCUUACAAGGAAUACGGUAGAACAUGGCUGGCAGGAGACAUAGGACUGCGGGAUAUGCCUUGUGGAUGGAUGAAGAAUGGAUUUCUGAGUGUUAAUACAGAUUUAGGAGCUGGAAGAGCUUUCUUGAAAUCUCUAUAUCAGCAAUAUGCUGAUUGGGAUGUUGAUCUUGUAAAGCUUGAUUGCGUAUUUGGUGACGAUUUUGACAAGAAACAGAUAAUUACAGUUUCAGAGAUUUUGGAAGGCCUUGGGCGCCCUAUCCUAUUAUCUCUCUCUCCUGGUACAAGCGUGACCCCAUCAAUGGGAGCGGCCAUUAGUGAUUACGUUGAUAUGUACAGAAUAACUGGUGAUAGUUGGGAUAAUUGGAAUGACAUUGUUGCUCAUUUUAAUGUUGCAAGCAGGGAUUUUGCCGCUGCCAAACAAAUUGGCGCUAAUGGUUUGCAUGGAAAGUCUUGGCCAGACUUGGACAUGCUACCACUUGGGUGGCUUACUGAUCCAGGUGUUAAGCAGGGUCCUCACAGAAAGUGUCGAGUUACCCUUGAUGAGCAAAAAACUCUGUUGACUCUUUGGUCGAUGGCUAAAUCUCCUCUCAUGUUUGGUGGAGAUUUGAGGCAAAUUGACGACAUAACAUUCAAUCUUAUAACAAAUCCUACUUUACUGGAGAUUGAUUCUUACAGUCAGAAUAAUAUGGAGUUUCCUUAUAUUUUCACAGAUGAAAGUACAAGUCAAGUAUACCAUGCUGCUAGCAAGAGCUCUGUGAAACAAUUGCUGAUCAUCAAUGAACCUGCAAAAUACGUUCUUGGUUUAACCAGAUGUAAUAGUGAAAAGGCAAAAGGUUGGUCACUUAUAAUGCAAAACAGGGUAAACCAGAUCUGCUGGAAUUACAACACAAAAGACACAGCCACUGUGUCAAGUUGCUUGCAUAAAAGGAGGCCCCUUUGGAAAUCACUUAAUUGGGACAAUGAGUUCAUUUACAGCCAGAAAUACGAAGGUCUGUUUCAACUACUGUCUCAGAAGUCUAUAAAAUAUUGCUUGGACGUCUCAACAACCCAAAGGCGCACUGCAUCUGUGAAGCCAAGCAAUCUACUCUCCACAUGCAAGUGGAAUGCAAACCAGUUGUGGAGCUUAAGUCAUGAUGGAACUCUAAUCAACCCCUCCUCUGGUUUGUGUGCAACCAUGGAAUCAGCGAAAGAUUCCGAAAAUGCUGCAGGGGCCCGCUCUUGGAUUGCCACUGGAGCAAGAGGAGAAAUAUAUCUGUCAUUUUUCAAUCUCAAUCAAGGGAGCACAACAAUAUCUGCAAAGAUAGGCGAUUUGUCUAAGGUUCUUAGCAGCAGAUUGCCCACAAACAGCUCAUGCAACUGCCAUGAGGUUUGGAGUGGGAAAGACUAUAGUUUAAUAGAAGGAACAUUGUCAAUUGCGGUCAAUGGGCAUGGCUGUGCCCUCUUUGUAUUGAAAUGCAGUGUUUGAAAAGUUUAGUUCCAUACAGAUAAUGAGAUCCUGGCACUGUAGCGAGGAAUGCUUCCAAUAAUUUAUUUUAUUGUUGACACAAUUUGGAGUUCAGUUCUGUGGGACAAUUCAAA
Messenger RNA from Phalaenopsis equestris, 2371 nucleotides. RefSeq lists its product as uncharacterized. The transcript has 14 exons. Gene Ontology annotation, molecular function: hydrolase activity, hydrolyzing O-glycosyl compounds. Lineage: Eukaryota; Viridiplantae; Streptophyta; Magnoliopsida; Asparagales; Orchidaceae. The record is from RefSeq and is a predicted model, not a curated record. Gene Ontology annotation, biological process: carbohydrate metabolic process. Bases 336 to 2258 code for a protein of 640 amino acids.